Hydra vulgaris (swiftwater hydra) is the source of this 15882-nucleotide messenger RNA. The record is from RefSeq and is a predicted model, not a curated record. NCBI's taxonomy places the organism in Eukaryota, Metazoa, Cnidaria, Hydrozoa, Anthoathecata, Hydridae.
UAGCGCUAAAUAGUUAUAGAUAUUGUGACUUAAUAUCUCAAGUUAGAAUGGGUAGAAACCAUAGGUUAAAACAAAAGAAAAAUGCAAUUAAAGUUAAAGAAGUUAAAGGUGAAAAUAAAUCUUCUAACCAAACGAAUUUAACAAAUGUGCUAUGUAAUAAUAACAUUUUGUUUUGUAAUACAUGCAAUCAAACAAGAGACGGGAAGUUUUGUUCCGAAUGUGGAUCUAAACUAAACGAAGUGAAAAGUUCUAUUUUACCUAACAAUCCUGCUUGUCUACAUUCUGAACAGAAAGAGAACCAUAGUUUAGAAAAUAAAGGUGAUGAAAAUAAAGAUGGAGCUUCUCAUAGUAAUAUUUCAAAUUUUAAAGCAGUUGAAAAUGAAGAUCUAUUUAGUAUAACACAUCCUAACACUGUUAAUUGCGAAGGUAUUAAAACUGUAGAAGCAUUUUUUGUGGGAGUGUUGGAGCAAUCGUCUGACAAAAAAAUUGAAUCAAAUAAAAACUCGGAAAAAGCAGAGGAUCUAGCAGAAAACAAGCAUCAUGAAGAAAGUUACCACUUUGAAUCAAAUCUAUCUGAAAACAAAGGUGUUGGUAGCUCAACUGAAAACAUUGGAUAUAACGCUGAUGGCAGAGAAAAACUUGACAAUCUUUCAAUUAACUCAAAAGAAGAUGUGAUAGUUGAACUACCUGAAAACAAGUCUGAUGAUAGAAGUAACCAUGUAGUACCAGACCCAUCAGAAAUCAAGGGUAUAUGUAGCCCGGCUGAAAAUGUUGGUAAUAAUGCUGAUGAUAAAGAUAAACUUAAUAUUUACUCUAACACGAAAGAAAAAGAUAUGGAUCUACCCGAAAACAAGUCUCAUGAAAAAAAUAACCAUUUAGAAUCAAAUCCAUUAGAAAAUAAAAGUGUUAGUAGCUCAGUUGAAAAUAUUGGUAAUAACGCUGACAAUAAAGAAAAACAAUCAAAUAACUCUAAAGAAGAUGUGCAAUUAAAUGAGCCAGACAAUUUAGAUGUCCAACCUGAAUCAGUGUUUGGUAAUAAAAAAAAUGAAACUUCAGCACAAAUAUCACUUUCAUAUGGUGCACCUGGAAAACUUGAAAAUAAUUUAUCUGAUAAAAAAACACUAUUAAAAGUAUCGGAAGAAACAAAAUCUAAACAGUUAGAUGAAAUUGAUUCAACAUAUAAGCAAACCAAUGCUUUAAAAGAAAACUAUGAUAACAGUUCGUAUUCAAAUGCUCUUAAAAAAAAUGUUACUACACAACAAAACAACACUGGGAAACCACAGCAUCAGAAUAAUAAUACAAAAGCUCUGCAUAAAAAUGAUAAGUUCAUUUCUCAGGACCAGAAUACUAACACAAAUCUUGGAUAUCAGCAUCAAUACCCUGAAGAUAAAAACUCCCAAAUAAAUCAAGAGCAGGCCAAUCAAAAAGCAGAACAACUUUUUAGUGGUCAGCUGUUCAACAUUGAAGUGCCAGAUCAUAACAAGAUUAUUAUACGUUUUUAUAUUUGGACACAAAAACAAAUAGAUAACCUUUACAUAAUGUUUGGUCAUGAAGAUCUUGGUAAUUGGGAAAAACCUCUUGUUCGCAUGGAAUAUUACAGUGAUAACUCUUUUGGUUAUCUUUACCAAGGUGAUCUCAUUUGUUCAAAGGAAGUAUUUAGAAAAACAAAACCUGUAGAGUAUAAAUAUUUUAUAACUGCUAAAAAGAAAAUUAUUUGGGAAAAUCUUGAAUAUGCUCCAUAUUCUAAUCCAUUAACAAAUCGCUUACUGGUUAUUAGUAAAGACUUCUUAGAUGUUCUUGAUAAAGAUUUAAAGUUCUUUCAAGUUGAUGACAUUUUUUUGCCACCAAAAAUAUCAGAGAAAGAAAAUCAAUCAUUAUUUAAUACUUUUAAAGGUUUGUUUUCUAAAGAUAGCUAUCCAUCUAAAGAAAUUUAUGGUACUGUUUUUAGCCAGUAUGUUUCUCUUUUGGAGAAACAAAAUUAUAGUAACAUUGAAAGUUCAAUCUUUAUAAGAAGUUUGGAAACGGGUUUUUAUGGUGCAUACUCUAUGACUAGAAAAGUUCAAAUUGGAUGGAAAAAGAUUAAUGAAAAGCAUAUCCUAACUUUGUUCACAGCUCUAGAAAAGCAGAUUUUACCAGUAAACGAACCAGAGGAGUUGUUUUUCUGUGGUUUGUCAAUUUUACUUAUCUUUUUUGAAAACCAAAAUAUGGUUGAUCUUGCACCGAUCAGUUUUAUUUCUUCACUUUUUGAAAUUUUAUCACUGGAAAAUUUUAAUUGGAAUCCCAGCAAUAUAUUGAAAAUUAUUACACAUAGAUUUCCUGAAAAUAUUCUGAGAUUUUUUCAAGAUGCUUUAAUAUCUUUGUUGAAAAGUUGGUUAAAAAAGCGUAUCUUUUCAUAUGGCAAAGCUCAUGUUUGGUGUUAUGCAUUAUUAAUAUAUCAUGUCAUCACUGGUGAGUCACAACAGAUAUUGAAAAGCAACCCAGAGAGCAUAAAUGCCUCAAAUUGUGGUUUACCAACUUUUUUUGAUAAAAAUUGCUGGUUUUAUGAGGAAACUUUAAAUAAUUUUACUAAAAUUAAAUGGAGCUUAAAGAAUGAUGUUUUACUUCAGAGAGGCAUUGCUUAUUAUAUGGGACCAAAGUAUUUUGUUGAUAUGUUAAAGACUGGAGCUUUUAGUGAACGUCUCUUGGUUAACAUGAUGACUUAUACUAUAAAGUCAAAUGGAUGUCCAAAUUUUAUGAUUUAUCAGUGUGAAAAUUUCUUAGAUGAGUUACUAAGAUUGAAUUUUUACGAAAGAAAUUUCAAUAGAGGUCAUUUAGUUGAGGCGCUUAUUAACAUGUUAGAUGUGUCAUUAGAAAAAAUAGAUAUAAAUGAUAUGAGCUGUAGUUUGUUGUCUAAAAUGCUCAAUUCUAUAAACACGUUUUACAUAAGUAUUGAUCCAUCAGAUGAAGUUAAGUCAAAACUUGAGGAAACUGCUCUUAAGUACAAGUCAAAUGUUAUAAAGAGUUUUAAAAUUAAGUUCGGUGAAAAAAAUUGCAACUGGAAUACAAUAAAAAAUUUGCAAUCACAAUUAAAGGUUAUAGCAUUGCUUGUGGAUUUAGAGAUAGCAAAAGGGGAUGAAUUUAAAGAACUUGCUAUUGAUAUUCUUAAAAAUAAAGUUAAAAGUGCUGGAAAAAAACUUUUAUUAGAAGCUUAUUGCGAAUCGGAUAUUUUAUCUUACAAUGAGUUAAUCCAAGCACCUUUUACUGAAUCAUUUUCUGCUACUAUUGAAGAAAUGUCCCAGACCAGUAAUGACUCAAGUUGGUUAUCCAAAUUAUCUUCAGGCUACUGUCCAAUGUUGAUUAAAUUCAUUACAAAGAAAUGGGAAUGUUUAAAAUCUAUUGAUGAAAAAGUGAAUUUUUGUCUAACAUGGAAACCUUUUAAAGUAUUGAUAGACCAACUAGGAAAGAAAUCCAAGUCAGAAGAAACAGCAAUUUUUAUUUGCGAAGUUGUAUCAGUAUUUCAACAUGUUUUUGAAAUUAUAAACAAUGGUAAAAUUACGAUAAAUUUUAUGAUGAAUAUAAUGAACAAGCAAGAAACUUUAUUUGAACUUCUUCAAGUAAUAAAAGUUGAUUUUUUUGAUAAUUUGAAAGCAACAUUUGAUAUACGGUUGAAGCAAUUAAAUUGCUUCUAUAGAGUUGGAAAAGUUGUGAACUACACCCUGCAACUUUGUAAAGCAGUACUUCCAACUACAGUUAAAACAGAAGUAUUAGAAGCUAGAUAUUACUCAGAACAGUCAGUUCUAACUUUUAAAGAGGUAUUUAUGGAAACUACUCAAUAUUUGAAUAAUGAUAAAGUAUCAGAUUUCCAGAAUUUGUCAAAUGUAGAGAUGUUUAUUAUCAAUGUAUGUACAUACUUCCAAAUUUCAUCGGACUGGUAUGAGCAUGCUGCUAGAAUGGCAGAUAGUAAAAUUAUGAACAGUUUUUUGUUCAAAAAAGAAGUUGAAUUAUUUGUAAAAGACAUGGUAACAAUUAAUUAUACUGAUUUGAUUGAAAGUAUUAUUUUACCGACAACUGGAAUUUUGAAAAACAUGUUUGAGGACAUAGUUUCAUGUAAAAUAUCUCCAUCAAUGAUUGUUUCAAUAUUUAAAGAAUAUGUUCAACAUUGCAAAAAGGAACUUUUUCUAUUAAAUAAGUACUUAAAGUUAAACUUUGAGAGAUCGAAGAUAGAAAGUUGUGUUGAAAAAAUUAACUGUGUAUUUUUAAUGGAAAAAUAUUCUAAUGAUGCAAGUACAAUACUAGAAGUGAGAGAAAAUCUAAAAUUAAAUGGAGACUUUACUGCUGUUGAAAACAUGAUAAAACCCAUAAGUGAAAUUGAAAACUUGGAAUCUAUUGACAACGAUUUAAAAGGUUUAGCAGAUUUCUUUGAAGAAUUUUCAACCUCCAUUUCUAAAAUAUUUAGUGCUAUAUUGUCAUGUCUACAACUUUUUUCUUGGUUAAAAGAUAAUCUAAAAGAUCCAAAAGAAGUAAAAGUUUUUGUUGAAAUCAUGUCGAUAGCUGCAGGUGAAACUGAUUAUGAAGUUGAUCGAGUAAAAUGUUUUGAAGCUUGCUGUCUUGCUUUUGGUCACAUCAUAUUUGAUCUAAACGAGGAAUCUGGAUUCAAAGACCUAUUACAGGCUUGUGAACACACUCAAAAAAUGAUUUCGAAUGAUUCUGAGAUUUUUAAAAAGCUGACUGAUACAAAUCACAAUCUUGAAUGGUUUAAAAAUGCAAAAAAAUCACAAGGAUCAGUAGCAACCAAGUCUAUAAUGGAAGCUCAAAUUGCCAAUCGUAAAGGAUAUUUUGUUAUUGGAAAUCAAAAAAGUGGUUGUGUUGAUUUUUUGGAAUUUAAUUUGGCUGAUGUUAUAAAAUUCCAAAUAAAAAAUGAGGACUUGACUGUAAAAGAUUACACUCUAGAAGAGGUUAAUGAUUUGCAAAGUCGCUUAAUGUUGUUGGGAGGGGAUAUUGGUGACAAAUCAGUAAAAGAUAAACAAAAAGAAAAAGAUUAUUUUGUCGAGGUUGUUGAAGUUGUAACAAGAUUGGGAUAUGCUUAUAUGUCUCUUUGUGAAGCUGGUGAUAUCAAGUUUAUACAAUGGGAAAAGACAUUUUAUUGUGAUAUUGAGUUUGAGCGAGAAGUUUCUAUUAAUGAUUUGAUAUUAGAAUCAGAGAAAUUAGAAAAGCGAUUUAUGUAUUGGAAGGAAAAAUUAACAACGUUUCGUCGUUUAAACCCUAUCAUAAACUAUUUUUCAGUUAAACAAUGUCUCUUUAUGCAAAAACAAUUAUUUAUGUUGAUUGAUGAUCUCAAACAUGUUGAUAGGUUACCUCCUCAGUUUUAUACACUUCUUUAUUUUUUUGCUCAUGAUGUCAAUGUAAAUAAUAUUAGAAACACUUUCAAAUUGUCUCGCAUUUUAACUAUUGAGGAUGAAUCUCAACAAUGGCAAACACCCAUUAUUCAAUCAAAUUUUGAUAAAUACACACCUGAUGAAAUCCUAGAUAUUGUCAAUACACUUCAGAAAGAAUACGAUAUAAAUGAAAAUGUUGCAUGGGCAUCUAUUAUAGAAAUUUUUCCAUAUCGUGAAGGAAAGGCUGUAGUUUGGUGUGGCAAACAAGAUUCAGAAAGUGAAAAUAUUAACGAGUUAGAGUUGAAAGCAAAAGCUCAGUUUCAGUGUUUGAAGUCAAACAAUAGCUCAAAUGCUAAAGACAAAGAUGAAAAAAAGCCAUAUUUGACAGUUGAUGAACUUGGCAGAUUUUUAAAACAUUAUAAAGACAUUACAAGUUUUCAGUUUUCAAAAAGGAUUGUUCCUCCAUAUAUAAACAAAAAUAAACCAAACCUAAUAGUAUUGUCUCAUGAUGAAAUUUUGUAUGCGGUUCUUGAGAUUUAUCUUUAUCAAGAUGGAGUCCUACCCACCUCAGAAGAAGUUCUACUUUGUGAUGAUUCUGUUUCAAUUGAAGAGAUUGAACUGUUAAUAAUGCGAGCUGUAGACAACAAAAAUGGCUUGUAUUGUUUAGUAAUAAAUGAAUACCUAAAAUAUGAAACAUGUGAAAAAAUGUAUUCCUUCUUGCAAAAGACGAUUCAAAUAGGUAGUAUGAGUCCACUUUUAGUGUUUUGCAGUAGUGAAAACCACCACAAUUCUUACCUUGUAACAGCUCUAGACCAUUUUAAACUGAAAAUACCAAAUUAUCUUAGUAGAGAUCAGAUUUGUGAAAAACUUACACAAUGUCUUCAGAACAAACUUUUAGAUCAAAAGGCUGGAAUUAUUUUAAAUCAAUCAGUAUACAAAUCACUCGUAGUGAAAUCAAUGAGAAGUGGAAUGGGGAAGUCCUUUUUUGUAGAAAAAUGCGGCUCACGACUUUCUUCUCAUUUAGAUGCUAAUUAUCAAACAAAUAUGAGUAAUAGUCAAAACAAGAACAGUGUUGUUAUUGUUUCUGUGCAUGGGACAGUGGUUAACACUGAUGCAAUAGUUGAAAGAUUACUUCAAUUUGAAGAAAGACCUAAUGCUUUUUUCCCUAGAAUAUAUCAUUUUGAUAUCACACCAAUGGUUAGAGAAGGACUGGAUUCAUUCUUAUUUAACUUAGUUGUUCUGGGAUCAUUAAAAACGAGUACGGGAAAAGUGUGGAGAAUGAAUAACAAUGAUACAUGUAUCAUUGAAAUAACCAUAAACCAUUCUGAUGAACAAUCUGACAAUGGUCCCAGAGGAAGUCAAUGCUUUAGUAUAGUUGCUAACAUGCUACCAUGUGUUACAUGCAUUUCUCCCAAUGAGGUUUUGAGUGUGCUCCAAGGUCAAGAGAUGUUUAAAAUGGUUUGGUAUGACAAUGAAGAACACAAAAAAUCCUCAAUGCAACGAGUUUGUCAGUAUUUACAAUUGUAUGAUACAAAUAGAUCCUUGUUGAAUACGUUCACUUACAAUCCAACUCAUCCUGCUGUAAAUCUUCAAAAUAGUUUAAAGAUAAUACUGAAAUAUUGUGGCGUACAAGAUCCUUGUUGGAGUGAAUUGAGAAAUUUUAUCCACUUUUUUAACACCCAACUUAUUGACUGUGAGCAAUGUGCUUUUACAAGCAUUCAUGUUGUUGAAGAUUUAAGAGGAUUUAAAAUUUUUGUUAUUAGUUUCCUGUUAGAAAUGGCACAGGAUUUCUCAACUCGCUCUAUAUCAUUAGAUGAUUACUAUGAUUCUAGUAAGCUAAUGGUUCAGCUUAAAAGAAAAUGGGAACACAGUUCUCAUCCUUACUUAUUUUUCAACCAAGACCAUGUCACAAUGACAUUCUUUGGGUUCAACAUUGAUUCAAAUGGUAACUUACUUGAUCCAGAUCGUAGGACCAUAAUAAAACAGGGUAUAAUGACAAAAGAUCUUUAUGCUGAUCUGAGUCGUCAGAUGCGAGGUACUGAAUGGGGAUGUUUGAACAUCAAUUAUAAAACAUUGUCUCGAAAAUCAAAGUUAGAUAUACUUUGUCGUGUAAUUGGUGUGGACAGUUUCGAUCCAGACCCUUCAUAUGAAUUGACUGUUGACAAUAUGAAGAAAAUUCUUGCUAUUCAUAUGAGAUUACGAUGUGUUAUUCCAGUGAUAAUGAUGGGAGAAACAGGUUGUGGUAAAACAAAAUUGAUUAAGUUUAUGUGUGCUCUUCGAGCUGGAAAAAAAGGAAUUCAAAACAUGUUACUUGUUAAGGUUCAUGGAGGUGUAACUCAUCAAGACAUACUUAUAAGAAUUGAACAAGCUAAGCGUUUGGCAAAAGAAAACUAUGAAUAUCACAAGUUAAAUACAAUUUUGUUUUUUGAUGAAGCAAACACAUCUGAUGCGAUUGGACUUAUUAAAGAAAUAAUGGUAGAUAAAAGAGCAGAUGGUAAACCCUUAGGAUUAGCUGAAUGUGGGCUUGAAAUAAUUGCUGCAUGCAAUCCUUAUAAGAAGCAUUCAGAAAAUAUGAUUAAAAAAUUGGAAUCUGCUGGUUUGGGAUAUCAUGUAAAUUCCAAGUCUACUUAUGAAAAAAUUGGUGAUAUCCCAUUGAGACAGUUGGUUUAUCGUGUACAUCCUUUACCAACUAGUAUGGUUCCACUUGUUUGGGAUUUUGGUCAGUUGGAUUCGGAGACUGAAGAAGCCUAUGCAAGACAAAUAAUUUCAAGAUUUGUAAAUGAAGGAAAGCUACCAAAUGACAAUCUGUUUUUUGAGUUGAUCGUUUGUGUACUUAAAGAAUCUCAAACAUAUAUGAGAACACAAAAGGAUGAAUGCAGUUUUGUCAGUUUGAGAGAUGUAGAAAGGGCAUUAUUAGUAACAAGUUGGUUUUACAAGAGAAUGGACCUAUUUAUAAACAUUACUGACAAUGAGUUGACUUAUUAUAACAAAAUGCAAUUGGCAAUAAUUUACUCAUUAAGCGUAUGUUAUAUUGCAAAAUUAGAAGACCGUGAUUCUUAUCGUAAAUAUAUUUCUAAGUUCUUUACUGGCCAUUUUCAAUUGAUAAAUGGUGCCCAAGAAAUUAAAGACAAAGUUGUUAGUCUCCAAAAAAAAAUUUUGAAUGAAAUAAAGCUUGAAGAUAAUAUUGCACAAAAUGAAGCUUUAUGUGAGAAUGUGUUUAUGAUGGUUAUUUGCAUUGAAUUGCGAAUCCCGCUAUUUGUUGUCGGAAAACCUGGAAGUUCAAAGUCUUUAGCAAAGUCUAUCAUUCAGGAUUGCAUGCAAGGAAACAUGUCAAAAUCUCGUCUGUUUAAAAAUUUUAAGCAGAUUUUUAUGUCUUCAUACCAAUGCAGUCCUCUUUCAACAGCUGAUGGAAUAAUAAAUACAUUCAAACAGUGUAGUCGAUUUCAGGAAGGAAAAGAUCUUGAAACUUUUACUUCUGUUGUUGUACUAGAUGAGGUUGGUCUUGCAGAAGAUUCUCCACGUAUGCCUCUUAAAGCAUUGCAUCCAUUAUUAGAAGAUGGUACUGAUGGUUCUGAAGAACUUACACUUGAUAGUUCAUCUCUUAAAAGCAAAAGAGUAGCAUUUAUUGGCAUUUCAAACUGGUCCCUUGACCCUGCAAAAAUGAAUAGAGGAAUUAUGCUAUAUAGAGGACAGCCUGAUUUAGAUGAACUAGUUGAAACUGCAAGGAAUAUCUGUUUUAAUGAUAAAUACGUUUUUGGAAUGAUUGCAUCUUUAUUUGAACCUCUAACAAAAGGAUACUUAGAAGUUUAUGAAAAGCAAAAUAAUUGCAGUAUCAUAAAAAAGUACAGAAAAGAAGAAUUUUUUGGGUUAAGAGAUUUUUACAGUUUGUUAAAGUUAGUAUUCUGCUUUGCUCGAAAACGGCAAAGUACUCCUACACAUGCAGAUAUUGAACAUGCAGUUAAAAGAAAUUUUAGUGGACUUCAGGAACUUGACACAUGGAGUAUCUUUAAAUCGUGUCUUCCAUAUGAUUUUUCUGUGUCAAAAGACACAGAGGCAGAUAUUUCUGCAUUGCGUUUAAUCUCUGAUAGUUUUGCUGAUAAAUGUCCAUGUUAUGAAUAUCGUUUAAAUUCUGAAAAGACUGAUAAAGCACACUGUUUAAGUUCUCGCUAUCUUUUGUUAAUGACAGAUGAUUAUGCUGCUUUACCAAUAAUUGAGCAGCAUUACUUGAAACCCAAUCAAAAAAGUACUGUCAUUUUUGGAAGCAGCUUUCCUAAGGACCAACAGUUUACUCAGGUUUGUCGUGAUAUAAAUAGAGUUAAGAUAUGUAUGGAGACUGGCACUAGAGUUGUGUUGUUAAACAUGGAAAAUUUAUAUGAAAGUCUUUAUGAUACAUUAAACCAGUAUUAUGUAUCACUUGGAGGAAAGAACUAUGUAGAUUUAGGCAUUGGAACUCACAGAGUUAAAUGCAGAGUGCAUGAAGAUUUUAGACUUAUAGUGAUUGCAGAUAAAGAAAAUGUGUACAACACCUUUCCUAUACCUUUGAUAAAUAGACUUGAGAAACAUUUUUUAACUGUAUUGAAUGGAAUGGAACAAUCUCAGAUAGAACUUGCUGAGAAGCUUAAAAAAUGGGCUUCAGAUUUUUCUAGCAUAAACUCACUCAUACAUGAGUUCAAACCAUCAGAUUCAUUUAUUGGAUACAGUGAAGAUAGUUGCGCUUCAAUUGUAAUAAAACUUUAUCAAAAGUAUGUUGGGAAUAGUGAGGUUGAACAUGAUAAAGAUGGUGAGGUUGAUCAUGAUAAGAUUUUCGAAGAAAGUUGUCAGGUUUUAUUAAAAUUAGCUACUCCUGAUUCUUUAUUGCGUGUUGUGAAAACAAGUUUGAGAGACCAUUUUGAAUAUUAUUGGAAUAUUUACUUUAAUGAACAGUUUCAUCAUUCUCUGGCAGCUUAUCUUAUCAAUGAACUUGAUCAUAUAGAUAGCAAGUUUAUGCAGGUUACAACAUUUUCACGACUUUUAUCUCCAACUGACAAAGAGAAUUUAAACAUUGAAUUAAAUGAUUUCAAAAUUGAGAUGAUUUCUCUUAUGCAGUUUCAAACAGAAAAAUCAUUCAGAGAUUGUCUGAGAGUUGUGUGCAAUGCUGAAAGUAAUAAGAAACAGCUUCUUAUUAUUCAAGCAAAUAAUGCUCAGGAGAGGAGCAAAUUAAUUGCAUGUGCACAAUACAUUUGUAAAGAGUCACAAAAACAGUUUAGAUUAAAGAAAAUAUCUGUUUUAUUUAUCCUGCAGUUGAACUAUAAAGCUAAACGCCUAGACUUAUUGAGCUCAUUGUCAUUUUGGGAAUGCUGCCAUAUUGAUGAGUUACGCAGCUCAAACUUGCCUUAUCUUAUAAAAUAUUAUGGAAAAUCUUUAAAAGAAAUAAUUAGCCUUGAUGAUCUAAAACCAAAAAUGGUUCAACUAAUACUAGGAUGCGUACAAAUGACUAUUCGACGCCUAAGUGAAAUGAAGCAAAUGACAAUUGAAGAAAUAUCACAACGAAUUGAUAUUAUAACAAAUCUUUUAACAAGUAAACCUGAUGAUAUUCGAUAUAUGUUUAUAACAACUGUAUUGCGGCUGUUAGAAGCUGGCUUAGCUGCAGAAGAAAGCAAAUGGCAUCCUGAUUAUGUUACAAAUUGGAUUCAAAAUGAAGCAAUAGAACAAAAGUAUCAACCAUCAUAUGGAACAUUUAGACAUGCAUUAUUCUGUUAUAUGGAAGAUCGUAUUGUGCCUGUUCUCACGUCCAUUGUUUCUAGUAUUGACAGAUUUCGUAAUCUUGAAAUUCUUCACAAUGAACCAGAAUAUACAAAGCUCUGGCUGGAAUUAUUUUCUAAGUUUACUGUUAUCUCUAACAAUGCACCCAAUAAGUUAUUGGAUCCAUAUUUUAGUUGCAAGUUUCCAUUUUCAGAUAGAAUUUUUAAAGAAAUUGAUGAUGCAUUACAAAAUUGUUUACAACCAGAUGCAACACAUGAAACACAUGAAUAUAAACAUAUAUAUGACACAAUUGAAUCAUUACCGAUGGCAAGUCUGAUUAUGGGGUCAACAACUAUGGAAGUCGAUAGUUAUUUGUUUGACAUACUACGAAUAAAGUAUCCUGAUCAUUUGCAAAGUUCUGAGCAAGGCCUACACUCUUACAAAAUCUUGGCAUAUGGUUUGAUUUCUUUUACUAAUUCUGUAGUUAUUUCAAGAAAUAAAUACUUUGAUGCUUGUGGUAUAAAACUAAAUGAUAUAAUUAAUAACACUAACUGUGAUAUAGUCUCUAUACACAUUGCUUUGAACACUAAAAUAUUUGAAGAAAGACUCAAAAGUAUUUCUUUGAUGCUUAUCCUUCAACCAAAAUUAAAAGAAGCUAAAUUAGGUCAAGAAUCCGAAAUAGAUAUAGAUGUUCAUUUAAUGAAUCAUUUUCUAUCUCAUCUUGCUUCUAAAUGCUUCUCGCCUGGUGUCAUUGAGGAAAUUAGAAAAACAAAAGUGUUGAUCAAUUGUGUUUUUGAUUCUGUUAUCAAAAGUAAAUGCAAUAAUGCAACAAAAGAAAUGGUGAAAAAAUUACAAAUUCGUUGGUGCAGUUUUAGAAUCUGUCAAAAGUUUUCAGAUGUUGUGUUUCAAGCCUCUACAAGUUUUUGUAAUCAUCAAAUUGAUUUGUUAACCUCACUGUGGAAGAAGUUGGAAACUCUUCCAAAUGAUAUGCUGACCUGUGAAUCAUGGUAUAUAGUUGAAGAAUUUUUAAAAGAAUCUCUUACAAUCGAUUAUUCUAACAUUAGCGAAGAUUGCUCUGUUAAUAAUUGCAAUGAGGCAUGUAAUACUGACUUUAAUGAUAGAGAUAUAUAUAAAGAAAGUUUAGAAAGAAGACAUACGGUUUUUGAAAAAGAAGAAUUCAAGAAGCGAUGCAUUUCAUUUUAUGCUGAAGUUGUUGCUGAGUUUUGCUUUUCAAGAAAAGAUUUUGAUAGAGUGGAUACAAAUGUCAUUGAAAAUAUUCUGAAUUAUGUUUUUUCUUCUGAAACCACUAAAGUAUUUUCACCAAUACCAGAUUAUGCACUUGAUCCAACUCCUGUUAUUCGUUCAUUUUUACUCCAACAACUUCUUCAAAGGAGUUACAAUGAGGUCCAAAAAUAUCUCAGUCACCAUUUAGCAAUGUUAUUUUCACAUACAGAUCAAAGUCAGCUUCUUGAAGUUGCAAAACUUUUUAUAUAUUGCAUGGAGGAUAAAAAAGAAUUGGAUUUUUCUACGUUAAUAAAAGAGACUGUUAUUAACUCGGCUCUACUUGAAUAUGUAUCAGAUGAAUUGGUUACUGGAUAUAAUUUUGCUCAGUUAAUCAAACCUGGAGAAUCUUUAACAGAAGUCUUAUUACUUGAACGUGUUGCGGCAUUGCGAAUAUCUUUGACAGUAUCAGCUCAAGUAUUGUGUACCUGGUUUCUUGGAGAAACUUUUAACGAAACAAAAAUUAAAAAAAAUUUUGAUAGCUUUUUGGCCUUGCUAACAAAAUUUAUUCUUAAGUAUAAAGACAGUCAACCGUAUUUUUAUUUCUUGAAGCAAAUUGUUCGAAGUUAUGGUAUUCAAGGUUUGAAAGAGAUUGUAAUAAAGCCUGAAGUUGAUUGGCUUCUUAAUCAAGAUGAAAGCGUUAACAAUAUGACAAGUUAUGACAAGUUUUUGGUAUAUGGGGAUCAUUAUAAAAAAAUUCGUGAUCGUUUAGUUAUUUGUAUUUUAGAAGAUAACUUGCUUGGUAUAACUCAACUGGAAGAAGAUGAUGAGAAUAAAACAAAUAUUUUUCUUCAAUUAUCAUUGUUCAAAGGAUUAUCCAAUCUUCCUAGCCUUGCAAUUCUCAAAGAUAAAAUAAGAAUACAGACAUGUUUAUCUGCCAUAAGAAGCUUUUCAACUUUGGAAUCAUAUUCUUCAAUUUUAUAUCAUUUCUGGGUUGUAAUAAAUUCUGGAAAUCCUUCUGCACGUCUUUUUUUGUUGCUGGCCACGCACCCACAACAAGUUUAUAGAUGGUUUCUUCCAGCAAUGCCACAUGAUAACUUAUCAGAUGUUUUUGGCUUAAAUCGUAGUGAUAACAGCAAUUCCUUUCUAUUUUAUGCAUGUCCUCGUGGUCAUCCAUAUGUGAUAACAAAUUGUGGUCGACCUAAUCAAACAUAUGUGUGUCCUGUUUCAAGUUGUCGAUUACCAAUCGGAGGAGAAGGUCAUACACUGCUUCCAACAAAUCAAAUUGUUUCUAAUAGAGUUGAUGCUACAAAACCUGGUCAUUGUUUGGGUCCAGCUUCAGAACGCUCAAAUUUUUCUAUUCCACAGCGUGAAUUGACACCUUUAUCAGUUACACUUCAAAAUUUAUUAGUGCAUCUUUCAUUACUUGUUGCAACAUUGACAGGUCAUGUAGAGCAUGUUGUGAAAUUGGUGCAUCCAGAAGUAAAUUCAAAUUCAAUGCAAAUGUUUCUAGUACAGCACAUUGAUAAAGAUCUUGCUCUAUUGUCUAAUAGAAUUGCAAAGAAUAAUGAUGAUACAAACUCUGCAGUUCACACAUUUUUAAAACACCUGCUAUUAAAUGAUGAACCAGACAACAUAAUGAUGGUUGAUUUAACAAGUGCGCAAAUCAGAAAUCAAUAUGAAAAUGCUUUUGAUCGAAAAUUUAUUCAACCUUUUUUCAAUUCAUUGGAUAAAGAGCUUUUACAAUUUAAUAAAUUUUUGAUGGCAGACCGUUGUAUAAAUGACUCUCCAUUGAUGAGGAAAAUAUUUGAACUAGAUGCAGAACUAGAUUUGUCAAAUGUUACAGUAAUGAGUCCGCAACUUUGGCUUUACAGACAAUCAGUAUCGGUUGAAAGUCUAAAAGUUGCUGUUCAACUAAAAGUAGCAGGUGGUGGUGCUAAAGACAUAUCGAUUCUUGUGAAGUUUUUAGAACAGGAAUCAGUACUUAGCAUGAUAAAAGAAUUACCACUUAUAUUAGAGCUUCAAAAAUUUUUGCAACAUGAAUUUAACUACAAACUUGACAAAAAAACUGCUGUCAAUAAAACUGUUGCAGAAUUUUUAUCAGAUAUUAAUGCAAGUAAACCAGGAAUAAGAAAAAAAGUUGAAAAACUUAUUAAAUGCUUCAUUAAAACAUGGAACCAUGCCCGUGGCCUUUUUUCAGAAAGAGAGAAAAGAUUGGAACCAAAUUUACCUUUGAUUAAACUUGACAACAAGUGUAGUUUAGCAUACUUCAUUGCUGCGCGUUCUGAUCAUGGGUUGUGUGCUUCGAUGCUUAUUGAUUUUCUUGCUUUCCAGCAAAAUGAAUUUUUAGAAGAGUGUCAUAUGAUGAACCCUGCAUAUGUUUUUCAACAUGUUCCUAUAUUACAGUUAAAAGAAACAGACAUAAUAAGUUAUGAACAAAAACACGACCUUCUUCCGUUAGUACUUUUAAACUGUGAUUACUCUCUUGGUAUUGGAAAAGCUCCAAAGAUUGAGCAUAACUUAGAAACAAUUCAAAGACGUCUUUAUGAAAAUGUUAUUUUUGGUAAAGCAUUGAUUGACAGAGAGUUAAUACCAUUCUUUUACAGAGGAGAUAUCAAAAGUUUAAACUUUCCUUUAUUGAGAAGUUCUAUUCAACAGACUGUUAUACCUUAUUCUGAACAAAAAAGAAUGCUAGAUGAAAUGAUUGAUAUAGCAGAUGUAUCUGUUGCUUUGCGAGCUGUUGAAACUGCUAUUGGUAUAAUAAUAUCUACAGGUGGUGAUUGUAACAUGUAUUUAAGAGAUUAUCUAACCAAUGUUCUUCGCAUGAAUGAACAGGAUUACAUUGUCAGCGGAAAAAUGCAUGAUUAUAUACGUUUGACUCACUUGUACUCUGUAUGGCUCAUGUUGACUGUUGAACAAGCAUAUAGAAUAUAUGCAAGUAAACAGGUUCCAUUUCAUGUAAAAGAAUUUUUUAUGAGUGAGGACCUUGAAAAGGAAGUGGUAGAAAAAAUGAAAAACACGUUGCAUCAUGUCGACAGAAAGGAAUUAAUAAAUCUAAUCACUGAGUACAUUGUUUUAGAGCUGCCAUUAAGAAAUGAAGCUGAUAUUUCUUUAACGCUAAGUGAAGCUCUGCAAUUGUAUAAAGAUAAACAAGAAACAACAAUAACAAUUUCUUUAGAGCCAAUUAGUGAUGAAUUUUUAUUAAAACAUAUUUAUCUAUUUUGGAAGAUAGUUGCUUCUCACGUAAAAGAUUUUCAUGACUAGAAUAAUUUGGACCGCAGUUUUUAAUUUUUUAGAGUUUUUUUAAUUUUGUAUUUUAUAGUUAUGUUUUAUGAAAAGCAUUAUAAUUUCUUUUUUUAAUUUUGUAAUUUUUCCUUAAUUUUUUUUUUUUUUUUUUUUAUUAUGGCAUAUAUUUUUGUUACCUUUAAAUAAUUUGUAAAAUUAAAAAACAGAUAUUUAACUUUGUGAGUAAAAUUGUUGUAAAAAUUAUAGUCAUUAAAUAACCAUUCAACGGGUGUACGAGGUGCUCACUUAGGAUAAAAUUUUUCUGUUAUUUAUAAAUUUAAAAAAAUUAGCACAUGAAGUA